AUCCUCUCGUGUCCCUCCAUAACCCCUACUACUAGGGGUUUGUUACCUCUGCAGGCUUUCGUCUGUGACUUCAUUUCGUUCUUUGCGCCAUGACGAAAUUUCGGAAGCUCGGCCGCCCCACGGGGCAUCGUAUGUCGAUGCUCAGGACAAUGGUUUCGCAGCUGGUGAAGCAUGAACGCAUCGAAACUACGGUCGCAAAGGCGAAAGAAAUUCGGCGACUUGCUGAUAACAUGGUGCAGCUUGGGAAAGAGGUGCCAAAUAAUUAUACAUGGUAUGGUAGCUACAUGUUCAAGGGUUCUCUUUGUGCUGCGAGGCGUGCUUCUGCUUUUGUGCGGGGGGAUGACGUCCUUCACAAGCUAUUUACUGAGCUGGCUUAUCGCUACAAAGAUAGAGCGGGUGGGUACACAAGGCUACUUCGAACUCGCAUACGAGUUGGUGAUGCUGCAGAAAUGGCCUAUAUUGAGUUCAUAGACAGAGAGAAUGAACUCAGACAAUCAAAACCAGCAACUCCUCAACCACCACCAAGGGCCCCCUUGGAUCCUUGGACAAGGUCCCGCCUUAGCAAGCAGUUAGCACCUCCCAAGGAGGAUUCAAGUUCUCAUUCUGAUAGUUAAACUAGAUCCCCUGUAAUUUUGGUUCUCAAAUUUUACUUGUAUUAGUUGCUGAGUUCAUGCUAUAUCCUUUACUUUCCCUCUCAGAGCGUUCAAGCACAAUCAAUUUUUGGAAAUUGGAACCAUAGUCCAGGCUUCACUUUUGUUUUGAUUGUGGUUUGCUAAAGUAUUAUGUCAUAAUAAUGGAAGUAUCCUUUUUCCUUUUAA
Molecule: messenger RNA, 818 nt
Organism: Nelumbo nucifera (sacred lotus)
Lineage: Eukaryota; Viridiplantae; Streptophyta; Magnoliopsida; Proteales; Nelumbonaceae
Biological process (GO): translation
Cellular component (GO): cytosolic large ribosomal subunit; ribosome
Molecular function (GO): structural constituent of ribosome
Source: RefSeq, a predicted model, not a curated record